Messenger RNA from Dothidotthia symphoricarpi CBS 119687, 3663 nucleotides. RefSeq names its product ARM repeat-containing protein. Gene Ontology annotation, cellular component: cytoplasm; exon-exon junction complex. Gene Ontology annotation, biological process: nuclear-transcribed mRNA catabolic process, nonsense-mediated decay. Lineage: Eukaryota; Fungi; Ascomycota; Dothideomycetes; Pleosporales; Dothidotthiaceae. Gene Ontology annotation, molecular function: RNA binding; protein binding. Bases 1 to 3663 code for a protein of 1220 amino acids. The transcript has 4 exons. The record is from RefSeq and is a predicted model, not a curated record.
AUGGAGAGGCAUAGGAAGCGAGAGCUUCGAGAGCUCAAUUUCAGAGCGUGGGAUGGCGAGCAAGAUGUCUUCCCCGUGCACGGCUCCCUCGACUCUUCCAUGAAGAAGAACACGGCCUUCAUAAAGCGCCUACGAACCGCCGUCAACGCGCCCGCACAAGCCCAGUUCCUCCAAGAGAUCCGAACGCUAUCGCUCCACAAAUACCUCUCCGAGAUCAUCUCCGCCUGCUACGAGGGUCUUUGCAAGCUCAAGACUCCCGGCGAGAUUGCGGCAGGUGUCGAGAUCAUCAGCGCCCUCCACCAGCGCUUCGGGCCCACAGACUUUACUGCAUACAUCGCAUGGUACGUCGGCAGAGGGCUGGCCACGCCGGACAAAUCUCACCUGAAGACUUUGGCGCAGGAGGUCCGUGACCGAGAAGAGAAGGAGCGUCUGGCUCGCCAGCGUGUGUUGUUGCGCGUGGCUACCGAGCUGUGGCUUGUGGGAGUUUUGCGGAGCCUGGAUGACGUAGCUCGACCCGAGGAGGCAGUCAAGAGCAAGGACAAUGGCAAGCUCGUCGAGGGGCCAAACAAAGCCAGGGCACGAGCAGAGAACGCGGAUGCUGAGCCAUUUCCUUUGGAAGUGUUGAAGGAUAUGCUGGGCCACGACAGGGAUCAUGUCAACCUGCCUUUGGUGGUCAUCUUCGUCAAGGCCUUCGCUUGGGAUGUUCUUGGAACAAAGACGUCUUCCACAGAGGGUCGUAAAACUGUGAACGAAGAUGGCACAACCACUGCGGAGAAGAACGGAGACACAUCAUCCACGGACGACGAAACGCCCAGCAAAGACCCUCCCAUUGUGUCUCCAGAGCUACAACAGCGCUUUGCAAACAUUCUCACGCGCUAUUUCGAGGACGUCAAAUUACACUUGUUGCGCGACCAAAAGCACCUGGCGGCUCAGAGUCGUAAGAAUGCUGAAGCCUACGUCAAGUCUGGGGAGGUGUUCGAAGAUCGGCAGGCCAACUAUGAAAAGCAACUGAAAGUCCAGGAGCGAUUGGUCGCCAAUGCUCAAGUAUUGUCUGAUGCACUAGGUGUGGAUAUGCCGGAUUUGAAAGAGAAGGACGGUAGCGGAAACACUGGUGAUGGUGCCAUUGGCUUGGUCAAGACAGGCGAAUAUUUGCGAGGUCAGAGCGACGGUUCUGGACUAUGGGAAGACGAGGACGAACGCCGCUUCUACGAGAACCUGAUCGACUUGAAAGACCGAGUCCCUGGAAUUCUCCUCGAAGCUCCCUCUAAGAAAAAAGUCGACAGCGAUGAGCAGGUGGGCAAGAAGAUUGAGACCAAACCGGACGCAGGGGAUAAAGACGCAACAGAGGUCGCCGCUACUGAAGCAAAAACCGCCGAAGCAGACGAUCAGUCCACUGCUAUCGCGAACAAGUCUGUCGGAGCACAGGUGGAUGCUAUUCUUGCUAGAUUACCUGAGCUCAACACCAAGGAUGCAGUGGAUCAGACCGCCAUGGACUUUUGCUUUCUAAACUCCAAAGCGUCUCGCAACCGUCUCAUCAAAGCUGUUCAGGAUAUACCAAAGGGCCGUUCCGACUUGUUGCCUCUGUAUUCCAGGCUUAUCGCAACCCUCGGUAAAUACAUGCCAGACAUCUCUCAAGGCCUGGUUUCGUACCUCGAUGAUGAGUUUAGAAGCCUGCAGCGACGUAAAUCCAAGGACUUCCUUGGACAGGUGCGGACACAGAAUGUGCGCUACCUCGCGGAGUUGACCAAGUUUGGUGUGGUCCCGGAGCAUGUCAUCUUCCAUUGCCUCAAAGUCAGCUUGGAUGAGUUUUCAAGAAUGAACAUUGAGAUCAUUUGCAACCUGUUGGAGAACUGUGGGCGAUAUCUCCUUCGCAACCCAGAAACCUCUCCUCGUAUGGCUUCAUUUUUGGAAACACUCCAACGGAAAAAGGGUGCUCAGGUUCUUGGUCAACAAGAGCGCAUGUUGAUUGAAAAUGCCAUCUACUACGUCAAUCCGCCAGAACGUGCGGCUAUUGAGCAGAAAGAGCGCACGCCAAUAGAGCUGUUUCUUCGCAAGAUGAUGUAUCAGGACCUCACCCGUCGCACGUUGGACAAGUCUGUCAAGCAAAUCCGCAAGAUGCAUUGGGAGGAACCAGAAAUAGUCGAUCUCCUGCACAAGGUCUUUUCGAAGCCCGGAAAGGUCAAAUACAGCAACAUCCACCUGUUGGCUGUUAUUCUUGGAACAAUCCAUCGAUACCAUCAAGACUUUGCAAUUUCGGUCAUCGAUGACCUUCUAGAGUCCAUUACCUUCGGACUCGAGCUGAACGACUUCAAGUUCAACCAACGAAGGAUUGCAGAGAUCAAGUAUCUUGGCGAGCUAUACCUCUAUCGAUUAGUCGACUCCCCUCUUAUCUUCGAUACCUUGUAUAAACUCUUGAACUACGGCUGGGAGGGAGGCUACGCCCGUCCAGGACUUUACAACCCGCUUGACCUCCCAGAUGACUACUUCCGCAUUCGUCUGGUGUGCAGUCUGCUCGAGACAUGCGGCAUGUACUACGACAAGGGUGCAGCGAAGAAGAAGCUCGACUUUUUCCUGACAUACUUCCAGUACUACGUUUGCUUGAAAGAGUCUCUGCCAAUGGAUGUAGAGUUUAUCGUGCAAGACGCAUACAAUCUUACGCGACCACAGUGGAAAUUGAUUACUGACCUGGACGAAGCCUCUCAUGCUUUCGCCGAAGCCGUCAAGCAGAACUACCAAACGGCUGCAACCGACAAGGCAGUUGAACCUGAUGAAGAAGAUCUUUCUGCCUCCGAUGACGAUCUUGAGGGUCUUGAAGACGAAGACGUGGUGGUACCAGAAGGAGACGAGAAGUCCUCCGAUGAAGAUGAACAGGACUCGGAUGACGACGAGCCUGUCAAACAAGCUUCGUCGGACGAAGAGGAAGAGCAGAUUGUUGUGACGCGCCCAGAAGACGAGCGCGACCCUGAAGCUGAGGCUGACUUCGAUCGUGAACUGGCUAAGCUCAUGUCAGAGAGCGCGGACUCGCGCAAAUUCGAACGCAAGCCCGUGUUUGACGUGCCACUACCGAUGCGUCGCGCUCGGGAGGCAACAGCUAAUCCAGAAGACAGCGUGAACGAUGUGCCUGUUCCAUUUACUCCGGGAAACACAAUGAAGUUCUCACUUCUUAGCAAGCGCGGAAACAAGACGCAGGCACGAUCUAUCGAUUUGCCCUCAGACUCUACGUUUGCCGUUGCUAUGCGCAGCAAGCAGCAAGCCGAAAAAGAGGAACAGCAGCGAAUCAAGAACCUUGUACUGAACUACAACGAAGCUCGAGACGACGUUGACGACACUGGUGAUACACCAUUUUCUUAUAUUCUCUCGCCUAACACCAAUAAGAAGCGUACUGAAACUCCUCAAGGUCUGGACAAGACUCCCAAUCCAUAUGCGCAGCCGCGCCUCGACAAAGCUGGCAACAACCGCAGCAACCAGCGUGCCAGGAAGUUGCAGCUUAGUGAUGUGAACUGGUACGACUCCCCUUUGUCUGUUCGGCAAGAUCGCCCUGGAACUGGCCUGUCUUCUUCCAACACUUUCGCUGCUAGGAAAGCAGCAAGAAAGGCUCGAAAAGACAGCGUCCACUCAUCCCAGGGUUUUCAAAAGCCUCCCCUGUAUUCGCGUCCGUCUUGA